Molecule: messenger RNA, 432 nt
Organism: Prorocentrum cordatum
Lineage: Eukaryota; Dinophyceae; Prorocentrales; Prorocentraceae
Source: the annotation of a GenBank genome assembly
AUGAAAGAGGUAAAUGUCACUGCCAUGUUUGUACAUGCACUCUGUUCGGUACCACGGGAAAGCUCAACAAAGCUUGCCAAAUAUACGGAUGGCAAGUUCGCAUUCCAAUCCAUAAGCUCAGCAGGGCUCUACUCCAUUAUGUUGCUUGUUGUAGUUCCACGUCUUGCGAUCGCAUUUUUUCUGUUGAAUGCUGGUUUGCUCUUCUUAUGUCAUACUGUGAACUUGCAGCAAUUGCUCUUCAACAGUUUGGCUUUAGGAUUCGUUCUGGAUAUUGAUGAGAUGAUCUACCCCAUAUUCGUUCCCAGUCGGGUGCAACGUGUUGCCAGCAGGAUGAGGCCGUUCACGCUAGAAGAAUAUACCAAGUUCGCCCCUGGUUCGGCCGUGGCAACAGCAGCGCUGGGAGUGGUUCAGCGUCUACCUAUUCGUCUCUGA